Messenger RNA from Cylicocyclus nassatus, 1745 nucleotides. The record is from the annotation of a GenBank genome assembly. Lineage: Eukaryota; Metazoa; Nematoda; Chromadorea; Rhabditida; Strongylidae.
GCAAAGACAGAACCAGAUUAACAAUGCGAUUCUCCUCAACAAUGCGAUGUUGGCAAAUUCUCUAACAGCAAUGCCGUCGUCGGAGCAUCAUCAGAUUCCAAUUCCCAGCGCUAUUCAUUUUCCGAGCGGUGGUCAUCCUCUGCAAGCGAGUCAUGCUGCUCUAUUUCCAAACUUCCAACCGAAGUUCCCGACAGUUCCAACAGCAGGGCUAAAUCAACUAGGCCUUUACGAUGUUCUAAGCCAUCCGGUGAAACUUGAUGGUGUGCCAAGUGUGCUUAUUCCUACACACGUCAGCACUUCAACGACCGCUUCGCCCCCAGUAGGAACUACCACGGCUGGAGAAGAGCCCGAGAAAGCAGAGCUACAGGAAUCAGAGCCAAUUCCUAUCGGAGUGUCAGAGCCGGAUGAACGGAUGAAAAAGGUGAUUAAUCUGUCUGCGACUCCUCUACCGAAACCGACAGAGAUCACUGACAGCCCUGCACUGACUGAGCUCAUUGAAGAGAUUGGAGAGGAGAACUUGCUCACCACUACAACCGAGCAGCUUAUUGAGGCAACCUCAGCGAAGGCUCCUAGGCCUGAUGUCUACCGGCUUUUGAAGACUCUAAAUUUGACUGAUGAAGAAACAAAUGAUCUCGUUAGCCAUGUUGAAAAGGUAGUCCGUGAAGAACUAGUACGAAAAUUGGCGGAGGCGCGUCUCUCAGAACAUAUGACGAGUACUUCACAGAAACCAUCAAAUGAUGCUUCCACCAUUGAAACUACCACUAUUCAAUCCUCUACAGCAUUUGAGUCAGACGAGAGUCAGAUUGAAGCACGAAUCAAGGUACCAGACCAAAUGGCCAAGACUGAAAAGGAGCUUUUGCUAUAUAUCCCACGCAAGAAACCAAAGCCAGAGAUCAAACACCACCCACAAAGGCUGAGCGCUGAUGAUGGAGCCAGCUUUGUAGAAGCAGAAAUCCUCACAUCACAAAUGCAUCUGCCUGUCGAAGAUGACGACACUUCAGAGGCAGCUGCCAUGUUGCCCGAAACGGAAGCCUAUGAGUCGGAUAAAGGCCAAGAAAUAAUUUCGACCACAAUAGCAACAACAGCCGCUCCUACGACGACUACCCAGGUUUCUACUUCACCUACUGCUCCACCAGUUAACCAUCAAAAGCUUCAUAUCAGGGAUCUCAACAGCACCGUGGAAAAAUCAAAACUUCUUGCCUCCUACGGUGGGAUUGAUGCGGAUUUGUUAAAUAAUAUCGCACUCGCCACUGGAGCUCCACUGGAUUUGGAAGCGGAAGGAACACAAUUGGUCGCAUACAGGGCGAGGAACACAGGAAGAGCACCAUCCACGACACUAGCUCCUUCCACCAUCUCACGGUCUAUGGUUGGGAGACCAAAGACCACUUCGCCUCCGAAAACUCCUUUCGAACGUCUGGCAGUGGACUACAAAGAAAGACUGACAGGAGCUGGAGAUAUGGACAAGUUCCUCAAAACGAUUUACUCAAAUGCUUACAUUGCACUCGUGGAUGCUAAAGAAGCGUCGAGUGUCCGUAUACCAAUGAGUAUGCGACGAGCACAAGCUAGUCUUGGUUGAUGUUAUUGAAAAGCCGCGUUCUGUUGUAGCUGCUAUCCUAGGAAUCAUUAUUCCACAUUAUGUAUAUACGUCGUUAUGCUCAGCAAAAGAAAAUGCAAUGCUUUGUCUGCUUUGCCGAGGAGUUUAUCUUAAAUUAUUUAUUCCGUUUAUGCAUAUAGUUAUGUUGUAC